UUCAGAAUACAUGCAAUGCAUGUAUCUGCAGGCCAGUGUUUUCGGGGUGAAAAGACUGUGCUUCUCCAGAUACGAACCCAACUCACUUACAAGUCUUCGGCAUCCACCAAGUUGGUGCAGUGGGAUGAAAGAAUUGACUGCUGCCGGUGGCCUGGUGUGAGUUGCAACGAUGCUGGAUAUAUUAGUGGUCUUCAUCUCAGCAACGAGCCAAUCACCGGGGGAGCCAACCUGUCUCUCUUGCAGAAACUGCCAUCCCUUUCUGUUAUUAGGCUUGAUGGGAUCAACUUCUCUGCUCCAUUUCCAGACUUCUUUGCAGAUUUCACCAAUCUCACUGUUUUGAGCCUGGAGAGUUGCAACUUCACAGGAACAGUCCCUCAGAAAGUAUUCCAGGUACCAACUCUGCAAACCAUUAACUUAGAUUUCAAUGAAAUGCUUGAGGGUUCUUUCCCAAACUUCCCAGAAAAUGGAUCUCUUCAGAGUCUCACACUUUAUAAGACAAAGUUUUCUGGGGAUUUACCUGAGUCGAUUGGAAACCUCAGACUGCUGUCCCAAAUUGACAUUACAAGUUGUGAUUUUAGUGGAGCAAUCCCUGCUUCUUUUAUACAGCUUACCAAGCUUGUUGUGCUGAACAUGAAUGAAAAUUCAUUUUCAGGGCCCAUCCCAGAGUCACUAUUUUUCUUGCCAUCACUUGAAAACUUAGAUCUUUCUAGGAACAAAUUUUCUGGUCAGAUAAGUGAUUUGCAAAAGAUGAUGACUUCUCCAUUGGCACUUGUUGAUUUGAGUGGCAACAACUUGGAGGGCUUGGUAGUUGAGACAAGCAUACAAGCAGAAGAACUUCCCCUCCUCCCUCAAUUUCUAUAUUUGAAGUUAGCCUCCUGCAAACUUGAUAAAUUUCCCAAUUUUCUGAAAAAUCAGUCUAAACUGAUCAAUUUGGAUAUCUCCAGUAAUGACAUAAGUGGGGAAAUUCCAGGGUGGAUAUGGGGAUUCAAUUCCACGACACCACCCAAGGCUGAGUAUUUGGACUUGUCCAACAAUAAAUUCUCCAUGAUUCCUUUUGAUAUUGCUGAUCAAAUCCCACAUGUCUAUUUCUUUUCCAUUGAAAAAAAUAGAGUUAGUGGAAGGAUCCCAUCUUCUUGGUGCCAUGCAGCAAAUCUGGAAGUGCUCGACUUGUCCAACAACGCAUUGCAUGGCACAAUACCAUCAUGUCUGGUUCAUAAUAACACCAAUCUCACUGUGAUGAAUCUUAAAGGAAACCAUUUAAGUGGUGAGAUACCGCAAAAGUUUCUACCCACUUGUUCUUUUGUGACAUUGGAUCUUAGUCAGAAUCUCUUAGAAGGGCAGCUUCCUCCAUCCUUGGUCAACUGCACAAAGCUUAAGGUCUUAAAUCUUGGGAACAACAUAAUAAGUGAUACCUUUCCUUGUUGGCUCAAUAAAUUGUCUAAACUGCACAUACUCAUAUUGCGUUCCAAUCGUUUUGAUGGAAGCAUUUCUUGCCCCGAGCAUGGGGUAAACAACAACAGUUGGCCAAGCUUACAAGUCAUUGACAUAUCCUCCAAUAAUUUCAAUGGAAAUUUACCAACUGAUUUAUUCUUGGAACUAAAAGCUAUUUUGGUUGAUGAUAGAAAUGAAGCAAAUUCAACAGUUGACUACUUGCACUUCACAUCUCCAACACUUGGCAGUGUUUACUAUCAAGACUCAGUUUCACUUUCUCUAAAAGGACAAGGUUACACCAUAUACAAAAUUUUGUCUAUCUUCACCUCUAUUGAUUUUUCAAGUAACCAAUUUGAAGGGGGUAUACCAGAGAUUGUUGGUGAGCUUAAACUGUUAUAUCUCCUUAACGUUUCCCACAAUGCACUGACAGGCAAUAUUCCUCCCUCUCUUGAAAACUUGAAAUCUUUAGAAGCACUGGACCUGUCAUUCAAUAGCCUAACAGGAAACAUCCCAGAGCAGCUAGAGAGCUUAACCUUCUUGUCCUCCUUAAACUUAUCAUACAACAAUCUGGUUGGAAGGAUUCCACAAGGCAAACAAUUUAAUACCUUCGAUUCAAGCUCGUUCAUGGGAAACAAGGGGCUAUGUGGAUUCCAACUUAAUGUAUCUUGCAAUCGCAUUCACAAACCAGCAUCUUCACUACCAAAAUCAGAAGAGAAAGAGUCAGCUUACCAUGGUGAUAUCAACGCAAGCGUUGCAGUAGGAUUUGUUGUGGGUCUAGGAGGAAUAUUUUUGCCACUUUUGUUGUCCAAUAAAUGGAGAUUAUAUUAUAAUAAGAAGAUUGAUGGAGUACUGUUGAAGGUUUUCUUUCAGAGAGGUAAGGGGAGAAGAAAGAACUCUCCUUAA
Messenger RNA from Ipomoea nil (Japanese morning glory), 2334 nucleotides. Its product is annotated as receptor like protein 30-like. Bases 16 to 2334 code for a protein of 772 amino acids. Gene Ontology annotation, molecular function: protein binding. The transcript has 4 exons. Lineage: Eukaryota; Viridiplantae; Streptophyta; Magnoliopsida; Solanales; Convolvulaceae. The record is from RefSeq and is a predicted model, not a curated record.